AUGGCAGGGACUGAGAUCUCUGUCCCUUCCGAGCAGUUUACCAAAAUCAAAUCACUGGAGCUGAUCCCAGAAGUCCUAUUCGAGGACGAGGAAGACGGAGCAUGCAGAGGGAGGGGGCCCCCGGGCCCCGGAGACGUGCAGGCCCCGUGCCCCUACGGACCCCUCCAGGCCCAGGCGCCGGAGGGAGAGCAGAAGCCGCUGCUCACCACGGAGGAGAGCGAGAAGCACAUUCUGACCCUGCAGACGGUGCAGUUCUCCGAGGCCGUGGAGGUGCAGGACGUCAGCUGGCUCAGCGCGCAGCCCCAGGAGGGCGUGCAGGUGACGGUCCAGCAGGCGGGCGGCAGGCUGCAGUCUGAGCUGUGGCUGGGCCAGGGGUUCCAGCAGUGCGUAGCCAUCAGCAUCCAGGAGGAGGCGUACGUGCUGCAGGACAUGGAGGUGAUGGAGCUGCAUGCUCUGGAAGGCGGCUUGGCCGUGGCCAGUGAGGAGAGUAAGUGUGCGGUGAGCCUGGCCGAGAGCGCCGGACUGCUGAAGCUUGAGAAAGGCCAGGAGGAGGACCAGCUGCUGGCUGAAGGAGGACUCGAUCCACAGGCGGGAGAGCAGCUCUUUCUUGUGGAAGCGAAGCCAGGAGAUGAAGGGAGAGACGAAAUUGUGCUGACCAUUUCAAACUUGCACGUGGAAGAACAAGAAGAUAAACCUGCAUGCGUUCAAGGCCACGUUGAGAAAGCCAACUCUACAAAAAAACCAAAAAAGACGAAGGAAGUAAAACGAACCUUCCAGUGUGAUAUGUGCAUGUUCACCGCUUCUAGAAUUUCGAGUUUUAAUCGUCACAUGAAAACUCACACGGCUGAAAAGCCCCAUAUGUGCCAUCUUUGCCUAAAAGCCUUUCGCACCGUCACUCUUCUGAGGAAUCAUGUCAAUACGCACACAGGAACCAAGCCCUACAAGUGUGGUGACUGUGAUAUGGCGUUUGUCACCAGCGGAGAACUUGUCCGACACAGACGUUAUAAACACACUCACGAGAAGCCCUUUAAAUGCUCCCUGUGCAAGUAUGCCAGCGUGGAAGCCAGUAAGCUGAAGCGCCACGUCCGCUCGCACACGGGGGAGCGCCCCUUCCAGUGCCUUCUGUGCACCUACGCCAGCAAGGACACCUACAAGUUGAAACGGCACAUGAGGACGCACUCAGGUGAGAAGCCGUACGAAUGCCACGUGUGCCACGCACGCUUCACCCAGAGUGGCACCCUGAAAAUACACAUCCUACAGAAGCACAGCGAGAAUGUCCCCAAAUACCAGUGUCCGCACUGUGCCACCAUCAUCGCAAGGAAGAGUGACCUGCGCGUCCAUCUGCGCAACCUGCACACCUACAAGGCCACAGAGAUGAAGUGUCGCUGCUGCUCUGCCGUCUUCCACGAGCGCUAUGCCCUCAUUCAGCACCAGAAGACGCAUAAGAACGAGAAGAGGUUCAAGUGUGACCACUGCGGUUAUGCCUGCAAGCAGGAACGUCACAUGACCGUUCACAUACGCACGCACACCGGGGAGAAGCCGUUCACCUGCCUCGCGUGCAAUAAAUGUUUCCGACAGGAGCAGCUUUUCAAUGCGCACUUCAAGAAAUACCACGACGCGAGUUUCGUCCCGGCUGUGUACGCCUGCCCCGCGUGCGGCAAGGGCUUCUCCCGCUGGACUAACAUGCAGAGACACUCGGCCAAGUGUGGCGUGGGGCCAGGAAAGCCAGCUGCCUCGGGGAAAGCGAGAAGAACCAAGAGAAAGCCUGCCGCCCCAAAAGAGGCAGUCCAGGAAGACGAAGCGGCCGCUAAGGAGGUGUCCGCCGUGAGGCUGGAGCAGUGCCCGGGAGACGUGGUUCCUGUCCCCUACGGAGGCAUCACAGCUGAAGAAGUGACCUGUGACGGCUAAGCGACAGAGACUCCGAGUUCCUGUUUGCAGCAGUCAGCUCUCCAACAAGUUAGAAGUUUGUAGCAUCUUCUUCGAAACAACUAAGUUCAUGACAACGGAGGGUCUCGAUUUUUCCAAAGUUUAGGAUUAGUGCCAGGAAUUGUUUGCCUAUUUUUUUUUUCCACUGGAUAGUUCAAAACCAUGGCAGGUAUUUUAUAAAAGGCCCAGAUCUUGGAUUGGAGGGUAAAACCUCAAACCUGUGAAUUCAUUCACUAGAUACUGGCAAGGGGGCCUGCAAUGAAUGGGCAGUAAUUUGGGGUGGGGGGGACCUUCGCUAUUUCAGCUGUAAGUACAGACUGACUAUUUAGUGCUUCAGCCAACAGCCAAAGCGGGGAUACCUUAUGUUAAACCGUACACACCCUUUAUAUUUCUAAUAUGAUUUUUUUAAACCUGAAAAACUAAUUUUAUAUUCUUUUUUAAUACAAAUGAAUUUUCCAUAAAAUUCAAAGUCACCAUAAUACUUUUAAUUAGUUCGAAAUUCAACAAAAAAGAUCUUCAUACGGUGAAAAAAACAGCUGAGUAGAAGAUGGAAACCCCUAGAUGAGACUAGACGGCGACGUGUAAUUAUUUUACUCUGGUCUACGAGCAAGGUUCACUUUUAGAGUUUGUAUUCUUUCUAAAUGAUGUUUUCUGGCAGGUAUGAAAUUUCCCUGGUGACAUGCCGUUGUCACCUGCCAGGAUACAAUUCAUCCCCCUUUUGUUUUUGGUUUUGUUUUGUUUUGUUUUUAAGAUUUUAUUUAUUCAUUUGACAGAGAGAGAGAGACAGCCAGCAAGAGAGGGA
Molecule: messenger RNA, 2728 nt
Organism: Ailuropoda melanoleuca (giant panda)
Lineage: Eukaryota; Metazoa; Chordata; Mammalia; Carnivora; Ursidae
Gene: CTCFL
Product: CCCTC-binding factor like
Exons: 10
Coding region: 1-1908 (635 amino acids)
Biological process (GO): regulation of transcription by RNA polymerase II
Cellular component (GO): nucleus
Molecular function (GO): DNA-binding transcription factor activity, RNA polymerase II-specific; RNA polymerase II transcription regulatory region sequence-specific DNA binding
Source: RefSeq, a predicted model, not a curated record